Carassius auratus (goldfish) is the source of this 1632-nucleotide messenger RNA. RefSeq names its product E3 ubiquitin-protein ligase DTX3L-like. The record is from RefSeq and is a predicted model, not a curated record. NCBI's taxonomy places the organism in Eukaryota, Metazoa, Chordata, Actinopteri, Cypriniformes, Cyprinidae. Gene Ontology annotation, biological process: Notch signaling pathway; protein ubiquitination. Bases 283 to 1536 code for a protein of 417 amino acids. The transcript is spliced from 4 exons.
GACCUGGCAACCCGAUAAUGACUUCCUGCUUGAAAAAGUGAAACAAACUGCAGUGUGUAUUCAAAAAGUGUCAACAGUGUCCUGGGGACACUGUGAUUAUAUAUUGGACGAAACGAAAAGCGCUUCAACUUGUUACUAACGUUACUCUUUAGAAAACAAUGCAUAACUUUAUCGUUUUACUGAAACAAACUUAUUGACGUUUACACUAGCUCUUAGCUCGUUUCGUUCCCGCUUUGUUUAGAUUUCCCUGACAACUGAACGACGCCAUCAGUGGAGAUCGAGAUGACGAGCCUGCCACAGAUAUUCACUGCAGUGAUACUGCACCCGCCAAAUUCAGUUGCAAGCAAAAGCAAGACUACUAAACACAAAUCUGAAGACGCGUAUGGUGUUGCCAGCGGCUCGUUUCGAGAGGCUGAAGAUAUGUACAGGAGUACAAUUGUGCAAAUAACACGUGAUGGAAGUAGGAAUCUCAGACAAGAGGAGAGACCAGCUCAAAGUAACUCUUUAGUAGUUGAACAAGUUGAGGUUGAUGGCAUUGUUAUGGAUUACAUUGAAGAAAUUAAAUCCAAGGAACUUGACAUAAUUAAAAAAAGGAAUGCAGUUCUCAUGAAGCGAGAUGAUAGAUACGUGACCUUCAUAUCUCCGUCUGGUAAGCGCGUUCACGCUCAGUUUGCACGAGAACAGUUUAUAACAUUGUAUCAAAAGAUUGCAACGGGGCUGCAAACUAGGACAUACGAUUACAGUCGAGGACUUGUUGCGCGUUGCCAAGCAGAAUUUCCAGAACUCCAAAUCACUCGUAAAGAUGAAAGGCGAUUGCAACUGACUGGCAACUUCAUAAGCCUUGAAAGAUUUGACACAUUUCCCAAUGGCAGUACACGGACAUAUUCACACUACCAAACCCCAAAUAAAACAAAAGUCAAUGACACACCUUACACGCAACCUGUGAAACAACAGACAUCAAUAGACCAAGCCAAAGAUGAGACGUGUCCAAUUUGUUUGGAAACAAUCAAGAUAUCUGAAUCCACAGUCUUGCCUAAAUGUAAACACAGAUUUUGUAAAGACUGUUUGGAGAGAGCUUUCCAUGUGAAGCCAACUUGUCCGAUAUGUGGAGAGAUAUACGGCAGUCUUACAGGGACGCAACCAAAAGGAGGAACCAUGACUGUCUCAUCGGACAGAUCCUCUCUCCCUGGAUAUGAAAGAUAUGGUACAAUAAUAAUUAACUACCAUAUACCAAGUGGAUAUCAGGGGGAUGAACACCCAAACCCAGGCAUGCCGUACCAGGGUGUGUCCCGCAUAGCUUACCUCCCUGACUCAGCAGAGGGGAAUAAGGUACUGAAGCUUCUGCAGAGGGCAUUCGACCAGCGGCUCACUUUCACCAUCGGACGCUCAUCCACCACUGGACACAACAAUGUGGUGACCUGGAAUGACAUUCACCAUAAGACGUCUCGUUAUGGUGGGCCAACCUCUUAUGGUUACCCAGAUCCAGAUUACCUGAAACGAGUACAAGAUGAACUGAAAGCAAAAGGAGUCGACUAACAACCUUUUAAUCAGUUCAAACACUAUUAUUACAACCAGUAGUCAUUUUAAAACAGGGACAAGAAUAAAGUGAUAUUGUAGUCUUGUGGUCACUAA